GUGGAAGAGACAAUAACGUUCUCCCCUAGAUAGAGCAUCGUUGUGGAGCCCGCUAUAAAAACUGCCAUCCUGCCCAAGUUAGCAAAUAGGCGACAGGCACUGUUGGAAAUAACAAGUUCAGUCGUGACAGGAACGUUUUCAUCAUCUGUCCUGUUUUGGGAAACGUUGUGGUGAAGCUAAGAAAACUAUGGACUCUGAUACCAGUCGCGUGUCCAGCAGACCAUCCUCCCCAGAGGUGGAGGAUAUUUUCCUUUCCGCGAGAAAGACAGGAGGCUUCUCCGGCACCGUCUCCUCCACGCAGAGCGACUCCCCUCCGGAGCUGAGCGCAGACUUGAGGAGCCUCUCCAGCAAUGACGAGGACGCGCUCACCAUGAAAAUGCUCUCGAAGAAAGACCGCAAGCUGCUCUCAGAGCAUGAGCUGCAGACAAUGCGACUAAAGAUCAACAGCCGCGAAAGGAAAAGGAUGCACGACUUGAACAUAGCCAUGGAUGGGCUACGGGAGGUGAUGCCUUAUGCUCACGGCCCGUCGGUGCGCAAGCUUUCUAAAAUUGCCACUCUUCUCCUUGCAAGAAACUAUAUCCUGAUGCUGAGUAAUUCGCUGGAGGAAAUGAAGAGGUUGGUGGGUGAAAUUUACGGUACCGGUCACCACAGCAGCUUCCAUCCCUCUGCUUGUGGGACCAUGACGCAUACAGGUCCCCUGCCCGGUCACCCGGCGGUCUCACACGCUUCCCACCCAGUUCAUCACCCUUUGCUCCCGCCGCCGGUCUCCACCGCUGCUUCUCUCUCCGCACCCGGCAUCUCGGCAGUGAACCCGGUCAGACCUCACCACGGACUUCUCAAAGCCCCGUCUGCCAGCGCGGGCCCCCUCGGCAGCAGCUUCCAGCACUGGGGCACAGGGAUGCCCUGUCCUUGCAGUAUGUGUCAGGUGCCCCCUGCACACGUAUCGGGCAUUAAUGCCGUGAGCAUGUCCAGACUGGCGACCGACUCAAAAUGACUUAAAGGCCCACUGUAAAGCAACGGGUUCAAGAACUUUCUUGCUGAUAUCCGAUUGUAUAGAUACUAUUGAUGUGUCUCAGUUUACUUCAACACACUGAUUGAACGAUCCGUUGUAAAGUGACUAUAGGUCAACAAAAAUGAAUGGUGAGCUAGAUUAAAUAAUGGUUAAUUUAGUUUUUUAAUAAACCUUCAAUGGGCGUUUUUAAGAAAAUCAAAAAUGUAGAAUGCUUCAAACAUCCAUGCUACUUUCAUUGCGUCACCGUAAAAAUCAGACACUGGAUGGAUUUAAAGAAAACAAAAAAUGAUUAGACGAUAUGAACUAUUGGUAAAACACUAUUGUAGAUCACAGUUCAAAUACCAUUUUAACAUGGCGUAAUUCAUGUUUUUAAAACGUAAGCUCUAACGUAGCCAUCAUCUUAUAACUUUCACGUUAGUAUCCCUUAUACGCAUCUCUUCGAUAAUUUCAUUUCACUCCGAAUUACAGAAAAUGUCAUUUACAUGUAAAUAUGUAGAUCUCUAAUUUUGUUUAUAUAGUACGAAAGAUUUUAUAUUAGACUUUGUCAAUGUGUUUGGGGUGACCUCCGGGCUCUGACGUUCUUACUUCUGCUUGAAACGCGCUAUUGUUAUAUUAAGCAUUACAGUACUGGUGACAACACUUACUCUUACCUGCCUUUUCAUCUUUCUGUAACUGGUCCGGUCCCAUUUAGUCUCUCACAGAACCCAGGGUCGGGAUGAAGUUAAUACAGUGUUUUACUCGUUGGUGUUUUCUUUUUCUUUCUUUUUUGCCAAACAUGUGACUGUCACUGCCAGACGUAAAGAAUUAUCAUCUCUUUAUUUUUGUAUGAAAACUGCUAAAUGAUAUUUAUUUACUUAUUUUACUGGGAUUUGAAAUGAACGAGUGAUACUAUGUUGGCAUUUUAAAUGUUAAUAAAGAGG
Brienomyrus brachyistius is the source of this 1932-nucleotide messenger RNA. RefSeq names its product oligodendrocyte lineage transcription factor 2 (gene olig2). The record is from RefSeq and is a predicted model, not a curated record. The transcript is spliced from 2 exons. Gene Ontology annotation, molecular function: protein dimerization activity; DNA-binding transcription factor activity. Lineage: Eukaryota; Metazoa; Chordata; Actinopteri; Osteoglossiformes; Mormyridae. Bases 188 to 994 code for a protein of 268 amino acids. Gene Ontology annotation, biological process: regulation of DNA-templated transcription; oligodendrocyte differentiation; oligodendrocyte cell fate specification.